Molecule: messenger RNA, 960 nt
Organism: Durotheca rogersii
Lineage: Eukaryota; Fungi; Ascomycota; Sordariomycetes; Xylariales; Xylariaceae
Exons: 2
Coding region: 125-811 (228 amino acids)
Source: RefSeq, a predicted model, not a curated record
UCCCAGCUUUCUCCAGACAGCAAGCCGCGCCCCGAUCUCCAACUUGUAUACGCAGGCCGACACCUCGGUCCUCUGGUCGACUCCCAACCGCGUAGAGCUCACCCUGUGUCUAAAUCGUCCCAAAAUGGCCGUCGAGCAAGUGUCGCCACACCGCCCAGGGCCCUUGUCUGUGGUCCCGCAAGAAAAGGCGCCCAUAGAGAUCUCGACCCGAGAGGUAAACACGCCUGGGAGAGAUACGCUCGACAUCUUCACACAUGACGAGAACCACUUCCUGGUUGUCUCGCCAUAUGGCGAACGGGAGCACCUUCUCGACUUGAGAAGUCUGGAUGCCGAGAACGCACUGCUCGCUCGGGCGCUCGCUGGCAUGACAUGUCUCCGGCCGGACUAUGCCACCGCCCCUUACAUCGACAUCUUCAAUUGGCAGGAGAUCAUCGAGGAGCUGGCACGGCUCGCGCAACAGCAUGGUCACCAAUGGAAGGAGACUUCCUUCUUCGUCGUGGCCUUUCGAUCGCAGAUCCCGCCGACCACGGUAUACGAGGACUUGGGCGUGCUAGACAAGGCCGCCCAUGCAGAAGCGACAGCUAGCGGGGGGUUCCUCAAAUACUGGUUUGGAAGCCCCGAUAAGGACGGCAGAAACUUGGCGACCUGCCUGUGGAAGUCGCAGGAACACGCGAUAAAGGGGGGAGUCGGCCCGGCACAUCGGAAGGCGGCCGGGGCAGCCCGGUCGUUAUACUCGCAUUGGAAGAUAGACCGGCAUAGGCUUAUCAUUCGAGACGACGUGCGGAGCUGGGAUAUUAUAGACUGGGAAUGAGGCAGUAGGGUUGCACUUGGCUGCAAGCUGCUGGCCUCCCAGUCCGCUUCGCUCUCCCGUGUCCGAGAUAGAGGCGACGGCUUCGGCGAAUGGGAUCAGUCCCUGGGGGUAGACGGGGCCAUCCAUAUCUGACUGCUUUUUAUCUUGUG